Camellia sinensis is the source of this 2422-nucleotide messenger RNA. RefSeq names its product calcium-dependent protein kinase 18. Gene Ontology annotation, biological process: protein phosphorylation. The record is from RefSeq and is a predicted model, not a curated record. Gene Ontology annotation, molecular function: calcium ion binding; ATP binding; protein kinase activity. Lineage: Eukaryota; Viridiplantae; Streptophyta; Magnoliopsida; Ericales; Theaceae.
CAGGGAAGCUGUCCCCCAAGCUCCUUCUCUCUCUUUCUCUCUCUCUCUCUCUCCCCUCGUCGUCGUCUUCUUCUCCUUCCUCUUCUUCUGCUUCAAAAGUCUCUUUUGACCAUCGCCACCACCCCCUCCCCUUCUUCCCCUCUUCCUCCUAUCUGCUCCAAACCUUCCUCUUUAACCCCCUCAUUACAUCUCUCUCUCUCUCCCCAUAUAUAUACAUACCACACACACAUCAAAUUUGUGAAUAUGAUUAGUAGGUAUUUAUCGGAUUGUUGUAUAGUUUUGAUCAUCAAUCUCUGAAUUUUUCUUUUAAUCUUCUGCAAAAAGAAGAAGAUGGGUAGCUGUUUUUCUACUUCCAAGGUGAGUGGGUCAAACAGCAACACCAAUUCCAACACCAACACCAACACUGCUAAUAGACACCGCAAAGAGAGCACCAAACAGGCCUCAAAAGCGACAAUCACCGCGAAGAACCGAGAAGGGUCGCAUUAUAAUCAACCCAAAACGCAAGAGAAUCACAAGAGACAUUCUCAGCAACAGCAACAGAGGAAUUCUCAGCAGACAAAGCCGAAGAGGCAAACCGGGGUUAUUCCUUGUGGAAAACGAACCGAUUUUGGGUAUGAUAAGGAUUUUGAUAAGAGGUAUAUGAUUGGAAAAUUGUUGGGUCAUGGCCAAUUUGGGUAUACAUAUGUUGCCACUGACAAGUCUAAUGGAAAUCGUGUUGCAGUCAAGAGAAUUGAGAAGAACAAGAUGGUUCUUCCAAUUGCUGUUGAGGAUGUUAAGCGAGAGGUCAAAAUAUUGCAAGCCCUAACUGGUCAUGAGAAUGUUGUUCAGUUCUACAACGCAUAUGAGGAUGAUUCUUAUGUGUUUAUAGUUAUGGAGUUAUGUGAGGGUGGUGAAUUGCUGGACCGAAUUUUGUCAAAAAAAAAUAGUCGUUAUUCUGAGAAAGAUGCGGCAGUAAUUGUGAGGCAGAUGCUUAAAGUUGCAGCCGAGUGUCAUUUACAUGGUUUGGUGCACCGUGACAUGAAACCAGAGAAUUUUCUUUUCAAGUCAAAGAAAGAGGAUUCGCCUUUGAAGGCCACAGAUUUUGGUCUUUCAGACUUCAUAAGACCGGGGAAGAAGUUUCAGGAUAUUGUUGGCAGUGCCUACUAUGUUGCUCCUGAAGUUUUGAAACGUAAAUCAGGGCCGGAAUCGGAUGCCUGGAGCAUUGGAGUAAUCACCUACAUAUUGCUCUGUGGGAGGCGCCCCUUUUGGGACAAAACUGAGGAUGGUAUAUUUAAGGAGGUUUUAAGAAACAAGCCUGAUUUUCGUCGCAAACCAUGGCCUACCAUAAGCAACAGUGCAAAAGAUUUUGUCAAGAAAUUGCUGGUGAAGGAUCCUCGUGCAAGACUCACUGCCGCCCAGGCCUUAUCACACCCAUGGGUUAGAGAAGGUGGGGAUGCUUCAGAGAUUCCUCUGGAUAUCUUAGUCCUAUCAAACAUGCGACAAUUUGUGAAGUACAGUUGCUUAAAACAGUUUGCUCUUCGGGCAUUAGCUAGCACAAUUGGUGCAGAGGAGUUGGCUGAUCUUCGAGAUCAGUUUGAUGCAAUUGAUGUGGAUAAAAAUGGUGCUAUUAGUCUUGAAGAAAUGAGACAGGCCCUUGCUAAAGAUCUUCCUUGGAAGUUGAAAGAAUCAGGUGUUCUAGAGAUUCUUCAAGCGAUUGACAGUAACACCGAUGGACUAGUGGAUUUCACAGAGUUUGUUGCAGCCACUUUACAUGUGCAUCAGUUAGAGGAACAUAACUCAGAAAAGUGGCAGCAGAGGUCACAAGCUGCUUUUGAGAAAUUCGAUGUGGAUCGAGAUGGAUAUAUAACUACAGAAGAACUUAAAAUGCACACGGGCUUGAAAGGCUCCAUAGACCCACUUCUUGAGGAGGCUGACAUUGACAAAGAUGGCAGGAUAAGUCUUUCAGAAUUCCGCAGGCUUCUAAGAACAGCGAGCAUUAGUUCUUCAAGAAAUGUUGGUAGCCGCUCUCGGAAAAUGUAGAUCACAAAAAUUUGUGAGACAAGUGAGAGAGGGUAAGGGAGUAGUGGACUUCCUUUUUUCAAAAUUUUGGCUUGAAGAUUGUACUCGGUAAGCAGGCUCUCAUCUCUUUGUGCCUCUACUGCCAAUUUGCGGACAUUUUCUGGGACUUUGUGAUGUACUUCAGGGACAGGGUAUCUGAAUAGGUCAUGCGGACAUUUUCUGGGAAUUUGUGAUGUACUUCAGGGACAGGGUAUCUGAAUAGGUUCAUGUAGACAUUGUGCCGAGAGGCCAUUUGAUGUAGUGUAGUUUCAUUUGCCCCUUCUGGGAAAAUAGCUGUCAUAUUAGUGUGCAGUUUCUAUGGUUGUUCCAGUUCAAAAUUUAACUUGUGACAUAAAUAAGUUAUUAAUGAAAUUGUUUGUUUUUA